Messenger RNA from Arvicola amphibius (Eurasian water vole), 1223 nucleotides. It is a transcript of the gene C12H2orf76, whose product is annotated as chromosome 12 C2orf76 homolog. The transcript has 8 exons. NCBI's taxonomy places the organism in Eukaryota, Metazoa, Chordata, Mammalia, Rodentia, Cricetidae. The coding region runs from base 766 to 1146 and encodes 126 amino acids. The record is from RefSeq and is a predicted model, not a curated record.
AGGAACCGCGGGGCACGCCGGGAGCAGAUGCGUACAUUGAGAGUCACUGCGUCGAGGCGGGUGUGAGAGGAGAGUGUGUGUGGCACACGCUUGGUGUCGUUCUCUCCCAUCCUCACCUCCUCUGUGUCCAGGCUGGUGUCCAGUGGUGACAGCAUUGAUUCCUCAAGAGGGGUUGGCGGUGGAAGACUAUAGGAAGUAUCCUCCCUUCGCUGGGAGAAGGGGAAGGAUCACAUGUUCUAAGUCAUCCUCGGCUACGUAUCCUGUCUUAGUGCCUUUGUGCGUACACGCAUGUUUGUGUGUGCAUGUGUGAAGGCCAGGGGACCACCUCAGAUGGUAUUCCUCAGGCCAUUUCUACUGUUCUGAGACAUGGUCUCUCACCACCCUGGACCUUGCCUAUAGACUGGCCAGCAAGCUCCAGCAGUCUGCCUGUUUCACCACCCAAGCUCUGCGAGUGUAAGGAUACACCAUCACCCUCCUGAGCUCUGCAAGUGUAAGGAUACACCAUCACCCUCCUGAGCUCCGCGAGUGUAAGGAUACACCAUCACCCUCCUGAGCUCCGCGAGUGUAAGGAUACACCAUCACCCUCCUGAGCUCCGCGAGUGUAAGGAUACACCAUCACCCUCCUGAGCUCCGCGAGUGUAAGGAUACACCAUCACCCUCCUGAGCUCCGCGAGUGUAAGGAUACACCAUCACCAUCACCCUGGCCUCUUCACAUGGGUUCUGGAAUCGAACUCAUGUCCUCAAGCUUGUAAGGUUUCUCUCCACAUGGCUGCCAAGGAAGUAACUGUCACGGUUCGCCUCAUCCGUUCCUUUGAACAUCGAAAUUUCAGACCUAUAGUAUAUCAUGGAGUUAAUUUGGACCAAACUGUGAAGGAAUUUAUACUUUUUCUAAAGCAAGAUGUCCCUUUGAGGACCAGCCUGCCUCCACCACUCAGAAAUUACAAAUACGAUACACUAAAGAUUCUUCAUCAAGCUCACAAAGCAAAGACAAAUGAGCUGGUGUUGGGUUUGGAGGACGACGACACACUCCUACUGAAAGAAGACAGAACGCUGAAGGACUCAGGAAUAGCCAGUGAGACUGAAAUUGCCUUCUUCUGCGGAGGAGAUUAUGAGAGAUACAAGGCUAAUCCCACCUCGUCCUGGUGAGCGUGCCGGCACACCUUCGCAUCCCUUCCUCCACAGUGAGCUUUUUAAAUUGUCAAAUAAAGCUUUAAAAAAUUAAA